Messenger RNA from Meriones unguiculatus (Mongolian gerbil), 5804 nucleotides. It is a transcript of the gene Tbl2, whose product is annotated as transducin beta like 2. Gene Ontology annotation, molecular function: protein binding. NCBI's taxonomy places the organism in Eukaryota, Metazoa, Chordata, Mammalia, Rodentia, Muridae. Gene Ontology annotation, cellular component: endoplasmic reticulum. The transcript is spliced from 8 exons. Gene Ontology annotation, biological process: endoplasmic reticulum unfolded protein response. The record is from RefSeq and is a predicted model, not a curated record. The coding region runs from base 1624 to 2955 and encodes 443 amino acids.
UGUGGACGUGUGUAGUUGAGCCUGUUCAUGUCAUGGCUGACCAGAAAGCAGAGAGGCUGGAACCAGGAAUGUACUCUAAUCUUCAACUGUCUGCCCCCAGCAACCUACUUCCUCUAGCCUACCUCCUAAUCCAGGCACUUACCACCUCGGACUUUUGCAACGACUUCCAGUUUUCUGGGUUUUUGUUUGUUUGUUUGGUUGGUUGGUUGGUUGUUGAGAAUCUCGCAUAGCUCAGACUGCUCUGGAACUCACUACAUAGUCUAAGAAGACCUUGAAUUUCAAUUUCCGAUCUUCCUACCUCCAGCUCCCAAGUGUGGGAUUACAGGCAAAUACUAUUAAAGCGGGUUUUUAGGGUGCUGAAAGAACUAUGCAAGCUAUGCAGACACUGCCAACGGAGCUACAUCCCCAGCUGCAAUACAUAAAUUCUGGUGUUGUUGUCUGUCUUUUCAGCGCUGGGGAUCGAACCCAAGUCCUUGUACAAGCUAGGCAAGUGAUCUACCACCAUGCUAUCACCCUGGCUUGCAUUCUACCUUCAGUUUUUGUUCAAAAUACUCCAUCCAUGGAUUUUGCUUCAUGCUCUCCUAUGAUAAGCAGCGUGCCGGAAUGAAGUCAAUAUUCUAAGGUCUCCAGAUCUUUCCGACCUUAAUAGCUGUUUCUUUCUCUAAUGCACACGCCUUUGCCUCUCCACUACACCUCGCUGUUCAGAGCUUUGCGCGGCUGUCCCACACCAACGGAAGGGUCCUUUAUCUUCCCCAAUAGCGAAAGCACAGGUCAAGUGGGAAUAAGAACCCCUGUCCUGCUCCUUGGAAGGAUCCAGUGUAACGACGCUUUAGUAAAGUUCUUAAUAAAGGACCAAGAUGUGGCUGGAGCGGAACCGGCGGAGUGCGCAGCCGGGACGUACCCGACAGACACACCCUCUAGUCCAAUAGCUAGGCCUCUUCAGGCCGAUCGCUUAGUGCCACCCCUCCGAAGGCUUAGCCGGAAGACGCUGCCCCUCUAGACGUUCAAAAUCCAAGGCCCCACCCUCAGGAGCACACGAAGCCACUCAAAUCGGCGCGGUCCCGCCCCCAGGACGCAUGGCCGCUAAGCCCCGCCCUUCUAGGAGCGUCAACGGCCGCGUCUGGCGUCUUCUAACACUCACGCUACCAACUAUUCCUUCUCAAACACGAAAACUGUCAAGAUCGGCUCCUCAAGACGCCUUGAAGGCCAAGAUCCGCCUCACAGAAUGCAAAACCGGCCCCGUCUGUCGAAGCGCGCCAACAGGCCCCGCCCCUCGGGGGGCCUCAAACUGCCAGGCCUCGUCCCACAAAACUCCCUAACGGCGAAAGCGGCCAGGCUCCGCCCUAGUGGGCGCUCCAACCGCCAGGCCCCGCCUCCCAGAGCGCGCGAACGACCUGGCCACGCCCUCCAGAUGCCCAAGCGGCCAAGCUCCGCCCUGUGGAGCCCGCCAACCGCCAGGUUCCUUGCCAUAGGACCGUGUAAGCGGUUAGGCCCCGCCUCCCGAGGCGCGCUUAGGCCAGGCCACGCCCCUCGAGGUGCGCCAACUGUCCUCCCCCGCCCCCUCGUGCGCCGAGACGUGAGGACGCCGGCGUCGUAGGCUGAGGUGGCAGCCGUCCUGCCGGCAUGGAGCUGCCGCAGAUGCCGGAGCUGGUGGGGCUGUCGGUGCUGGUGGGGCUGCUGGCCCUGGUGGCCACGGCGGCGGUGGCGCGCGGCUGGCUGCGGGCCGAGGAGGACAAGGCCAGCCAGCCCGUCUGCCAGAAAGCAAAUGAAUCCAAGAAGUCAGGAUCCAAGAAGCAGAAACAGAGUCAGAGGGUUCGCAAGGAGAAGCCUCAGCAGCACAACUUCACCCACCACCUUCUGGCCGCGGCACUGAAGAGCCACAGUGGGAAUAUAUCUUGCAUGGACUUCAGCAGCAAUGGCAAGUAUCUGGCCACUUGUGCAGAUGACCGUACUGUCCGUAUCUGGAGCACCAAAGAGUUUCUUCAGCGGGAACACCACAGCAUGCGAGCCAAUGUGGAGCUGGACCAUGCCACCUUAGUGCGCUUCAGCCCUGACUGCAGAGCCUUCAUUGUUUGGCUGGCCAAUGGAGAUACCCUUCGUGUCUUUAAGAUGACCAAACGAGAAGAAGGGGGCUUUACUUUCACCGCCACCCCAGAGGAUUUCCCUAAAAAGCACAAGGCACCCAUUGUCAACAUUGGCAUUGCUGACACAGGGAAGUUCAUCAUGACAGCCUCCAGUGACACGACUGUCCUCAUCUGGAACCUAAAAGGUCAGGUGCUGUCCACCAUCAACACCAACCAGAUGAACAACACUUACGCUGUUAUCUCUCCGUGUAGCAGGUUUGUGGGUUCGUGUGGCUUCACCCCAGAUGUGAAGGUCUGGGAGGUCUGCUUCGGGAAGAAGGGGGAGUUCCAGGAGGUGCUGCGUGCCUUUGAACUGAAGGGCCACUCUGCAUCUGUCCAUUCUUUCGCCUUCUCCAACGACUCUCGGAGGAUGGCCUCUGUCUCCAAGGAUGGCACAUGGAAGCUGUGGGACACCAAUGUGGAAUACAAGAAGCAGCAGGACCCCUACUUGUUAAGGACAGGCCGAUUUGAAGAGGCAAGCACCAUGCCUUGCCGCCUGGCACUCUCCCCUGACACCCAUGUCCUGGCCUUGGCCACUGGCACCAGUAUUCAUCUCUUCAACACGAGGCAUGGGGAGAAGGAGGAGUGCUUUGAGUGUGUCCAUGGGGAGUGUAUUACUGAUUUGACUUUUGACAUCACUGGCCGCUUCCUGGCCUCCUGUGGGGACCGUGUGGUUCGGGUCUUCCACAACACCCCUGGCCACCGGGCUGUGGUGGAGGAGAUGCAGGGCCUCCUGAAGCGGGCAUCCAGUGAGAGUACCCGCCAGAGGCUGCAGCAGCAGCUGACCCAGGCCCAGGAGACCCUAAAGAGCCUCAGUGCCCUGAAGAAGUGACUCUGGCUCUGGAUGGGUCUGGCUGCCUGCCCCAGUGGCUGCUAUACUUCCCAGGGGCCCCUGGGGGAGCCUCCCACCUUUCUUCUUGGUGGGCCCCACUUUUUCCCAUUGAAACUAUUCUUGUAUACUUAGAUCUCUCUCUCUCUCUCUCUCAUUUGCCUCCUCCCAGACUAAAAGGUGCUGUUUUUUUCACAGACCUAAGGGUUGCAAUCUAUCUUCACCCAGCACUAAGAAGAAGGGGUAUAGAGAAGAGAGAGCAAAGCUUUUGACUGUGUGGCAAAUGACCCUAACACCCAAAGAAGUUUGUGAGUGUAGAGGUAAAACCUGAGGGUUGCCAGGGGACAAUGUUCCAUAAGGGUGCAGAAUGUGUUUUAUAAUGCAGCAAAGUGAGUCUCCAUCUGGACCAGGCUCCUAAUAUCAACAAGGACUGGUCUUUGUUGGCACUGGUCUGUUAUCUCAGCACUCUACAGACAGGCAAGAGAAUCGGGUUCGAGGCCAGUUUGGACUACAUAGUGAAUUUCAGGUCCUCCUGGGCUCCAUAUGGAGAGAGACUCAAGAUUUUUUUUUACCCUGGGCUUCAGCUUUCUUAUUUGUAAAAUGGGGAACGAUGCUCUCUGUGGCCUUCCUGCAAAGAUGCUGUGAGGCUAGGAGCGUUACAAAGUUCCCACACAUGGAGCAUAACAGUGGUGUCCAGUGUUAUUAACUACCAGGUAAAUGUGGCCCUCAAAUUGCUCCGCAACCAACAAGAAUCAGCUCUUGGGAAGGCCAGGUUUCCUAGGGGCUGGCUUACUAGUUCCUCUUGGAUAAAUAUGGUGGUUUGGUUCACAUGCCAUCUCAAGAUGGUGUUCCUCUCUGCUGGAGACCUCUUGGACUCAUCAGUUCAGUGCCUGCUUCAUGGGAUGAGCUAGUGAUGCUGGCUGACACACACACAAGACUAGGCCUGUGGCCAAAGAGAAAAGCUGGUGGGAAGGACCCAUAGGCUGGUGUCUGAAGUGCUUUUUGUUCAUCACAGCUGUAAGCCAUGUUGAAGACAUGAAGCUUGACAGUACUGAAUCCAGGGCAAUAAUGGGGAUGAAUGGAACAGAUCCAAUAAGAGAGCAGAUUAAAUUUGAAGACUGCUUGGAUCCAAGGGGUAGAGAAGAUGUCAAGAAUCUAGGAAGGCUUGAAUCUAGCAAAAAGUAUCCAUCCCAGUUAGUUUUGAUCUCUCACUUAAAAGUAGGGCCUCUUCCAGUCAUCCUCAACGCUACAGAAUGUUAGAAUAAGGCACAACCCUGAAGUUGACCUUGAUGGCUCCCUUGUCGUCACCCUCUCCUUCCACCACCACUGCUGCAUCCAGAUGACCUGCAGCAUCUGCUGUCUGUCUGCCUUUUCUGUUAUCAUCCUGGUCUUAGUUACUGUUGCAUACUAUAUGUAUAGUACUUCUGUUUUCAACCACAUUACUUCCAAGUCACUUUUCUACAUUGUUUAGCCAAUUUGGAAAACAAAACAGAUCAUGCCAUUUCCCCAAAAGGCUUCAAAGGCUUCCUUCUACUCUUAGAAAAAAACCUGAACUCUAGUCUAUAUAAUGCCAUGGAAUUUAGCCCCUCCUGUGAUCUUUCUCUGUGGUGGUCCAACCUACCCCAUUUUUCUGUUUCUUUACUAACCCAAACAGUUUGUAGUCUCCAGGUCUGGGCUGGUCCCUCUUGUGUGCUACAAGCAUUUUCCCUUUCUGUUGGCAGAAAUGUCAAUGCGAUUCAGUCCUUGGUAACUUUCACUCCAAACAGUUGCCUCUUCAACCACCUCAUCCGAAGUAGCCCUUUCCACCGAUCCUGUCCUAUCUGUUGCAUUGCUCCUUUUCUUUCUUUUGUAUGACUUGGUGCUUUCUGAAUCCAUCUUGUUUGACUAUCUGUUUGUUUCAGUGUCAGGGACAAGGGCAGUCACAAAUGGGUAUCAGGAGUGGGAAUUAGGCUGCUCACUUGUUUGUGACAUGGGAGGAAAUGGUAGAGACUGCAGUGGGCAUUUGUUCUGGGUGCACAGUGGGUGGUAACUGCUACUUAUCGCAAAAGUUGCCAGUUUCAGAGAAGUUAGAUGUUGGUGCUGUGCUUUGAAAUGGGGUGACAUUGUGACUGCACCAAACAACUGAUGUAGGAGGGUGCCGCUCAUCAGUCUCGUUGGCACUUAAGGAUUGUUCCUUGCUUUCCUUUUGCAGUCCUGGGGUUGGACCCCAGAGCCUCAUGCAGGACAGACAGUUGGCUCUGCUGCCGAGCCAUGCCCCAUCUUCUCACAGGGAGAUGCUAGACAAAGGCUUUCCCACUCAGCCACAGCCACAGCCCCUCACUGGGCAAACACUUUGACACUGAGCCUUUAGCACCAGUUGGUGAAAUUGCUGAAGAAUGCAUUGAAACAUGAGCUCCACAAAGGCAGAGUCCAUGUUUGUCUGCCUUGUUCUGGGUCCCAAGUGAAGUAGCCAGGGCAGAGUAAGCUCUCAAUAAAUGGAACUCAGACUAGAAGUAAUUGACAAAAAUUUGAUAUUUUCUGCACUCUGCUCUCUACUGUGGAUCCAGUUCUCUGAUGAGAUCAGCCAUACUGAGGGCAGUAUGGCCACACACAGCUCUGCUUCCUGCUGUGAAUGCUUGUGGGGUGCUGGUAGGGGUCUGCUUUGGUUGACAGAAGCAGCUGAAAACACUUUCACUUGCUUCUGGGCUACCAUUUUGAGAAGUAACUGGUGUCAUGGCUGCAGAGAGAAGGUAGGGAACCCAAGAAUGCUGAGCCACUGAAGUCAAAAGUCCGUGACCUGUGUGUGGUCAUCACAGAAGCUGCCUGAGUUUGUCUCCUCAUCUGUAAAAUGGGAAUAAAUGUUGUCCUAUAUA